AUGGCUGCCGCUUCUAUUGAUUUCCCUCGCUCGUCAUCGACCGUCCGGGUUCGAAUGAUCGACACCACCGCCUGCAUGACCGUGCGAGCCGAAUCCUUCGUCGAACCCGUGCAACCAGGCCACGAGAUGCUCAAUCUCAGUGCUGUGGCAUUCUUACUUGAGCAUGAGCCGUCUGGCCGCAAGGUGAUGUUUGACUUGGGCGUGCGCAAGGACUAUUGGAACUAUGCCGCUAUCCUACAGAAGAGGAUCGGCAGCGUGAUCCCGAGUCUGAGGGUGGACAAGAGCGUGCCUGAGAUCUUGGAGGAGAACGGAAUUGGCUUGGGGAGUAUUUCUUCUGUGAUCUGGUCCCAUUAUCAUUGGGAUCACAUCGGCAAUAUGGCUCUCUUCCCAACCUCGACCGAGAUCGUCGUUGGUCCUGGUUUCAAAUCCGCUCCGCUGCUGCUGCCUGGCUUUCCGGAGAAGCUAGACUCCCCCGUCCUCGUUUCUGACUUCAAGGGUCGAGAGCUGAGAGAGAUCGACUUCGCCGAGUCGAACCUUCAGAUUGGUGGGUACGACGCGUACGACUUCUUUGGAGAUGGAUCGUUCUAUCUACUCGACACGCCUGGCCACUGUAUCGGGCACAUGUGCGGACUUGCACGCACAACUUCAGCCGACGACGGCACGUUCCUCUUGCUGGGGGGAGACAUAUGCCACUUCGUGGGCGAUAUCAGGCCGAACGUCGCGUAUCCGCUCCCCGACACCAUCCCGGCCGAUGUCCUGGAUCACGAUCCUUCGUACUUUCCCAGGCCAUGCCCCUGCAGUUUGUUCGCUGAUCAUCAUCCGCAACUGUCAAACGAUGCACCUCCCCACGAACGGCAGCGGACGCCUUUCUACAAAGUGUCCACCCACAGCGCUUCUGCGUAUGUCGAGCCACCCACGGCACAAAAGUCGGUGGACAAGCUGCUCCAUUUCGAACAAUCGCCCCAUGUGAUGGUGUGCCUUGCGCAUGACGAAGCUUUGCUGAAGCACCUACCCACUCUGAACGAAAAUCCAAAGUUAGAGCUCAACGACUGGAAGAGUCGCGGCUGGAAGGAGAAGACCCGCUGGGACUGGCUGAAUGAAUUACCACGCAACGGGAAGCCCGGUCGAAAGUUGAUCGUGGAGGGGUUCUGGCGGGAUGGGAAACCGUGGGAUCGGGAUCGAUCGAAGGGGCAGACGCAACAACAGGGGGAGAAGGCUGCCGAGGAAGGCCAAGCAGGAUAA
This is a messenger RNA of Cladophialophora carrionii CBS 160.54, 1242 nucleotides long. RefSeq lists its product as uncharacterized. The record is from RefSeq and is a predicted model, not a curated record. The transcript is spliced from 3 exons. The coding region runs from base 1 to 1242 and encodes 413 amino acids. Lineage: Eukaryota; Fungi; Ascomycota; Eurotiomycetes; Chaetothyriales; Herpotrichiellaceae.